Carya illinoinensis is the source of this 462-nucleotide messenger RNA. RefSeq lists its product as uncharacterized. The record is from RefSeq and is a predicted model, not a curated record. The coding region runs from base 1 to 462 and encodes 153 amino acids. Gene Ontology annotation, molecular function: nucleic acid binding; RNA-DNA hybrid ribonuclease activity. NCBI's taxonomy places the organism in Eukaryota, Viridiplantae, Streptophyta, Magnoliopsida, Fagales, Juglandaceae. The transcript has a single exon.
AUGUACAAGAUGAAUUGGGAUGCUGCUCUUAACCAAUCCAGGGGCCUAAUUGGAAUUGGAGGACUAAUAAGAGACAGUAAGGGACAAGUUCUAGGAUUUCUCAGAGCAAAAAGAAGCCUCAUAGUAUCCCCUUUUGUAGCAGAAGCAUAUGCCAUGAUGAUGGCAGUCCUUUUCUAUAAAGAGGCUGGUUUCCAGACCAUCAUAUUCGAAGGAGACUCACUGCAGGUUGUAGAAAGGAUGCAUAAGUCAAAAGGUGAUUGGAGUCAGGGUGGUUUAAUAAUUGAAGACACAAAAAAGGUGCUAGAAGACUUUGUUUCUUGGAAAUUUAGCCAUACCAAGAGGGAUUCUAACAUGGCAGCACACGAAUUAGCCAAGAAUGCCCUCUUGAGUGAUCAAGAUCUCUAUGUGUUAGAGGAGAUUCCUAGUUGUAUUAGACAUGUAGUUCAGCUAAAAGUUUUGUAA